AUGGCGAGCAUGAAGCAGAAGGCGGGCGACAUGAUGUCCGCGGCGAAGGAGAAGAUGUCCGAAGUCAGCGCGAAAACCGGCGAAGCCGUCGCUAAGGGCAAAGCUGAAGUCCAGGAGAGCAUUGACAAGGCGCGGCAUCCGGGGAGCCGGGAGGCGCGCGCGGUUGCGGACGCGAAGGAGGCGCAGCGGAAGGAGCGCGCGGAACUGGAGAAGGAGCGCAAGAUCGCGGGCGCGAUGGAGAGGGAAGCCGCGGAGAAGGAGGCGCGCCACGAGAAGCACGGUGUGAUGGGCGCUGGCACUGGUACAGGUCACGAUCCUGGCACGGGGUAUGGCGCUGAGAGGAGAGGGGGAGAUUAUGGCGCAAGGGCGGAGCAUGGGUAUGGCAUCACUGGCAUGACUGGGCAUGGCGCUGGUGUCAUUUCGGAUCCCACCCAUGGUGCUACCACUGGUCAUGGCUCUACCACGGGUCACGGCACAGGGCAUAUGGGCACCACUGGUGCCGCGCAGGUGGGCCACAGCACAGAGGGCACGGGACUUGGUGGGACUGCCAGUGGUACUGAUACCACUGGUGGAACUACUGGUCGCAGGCAUGUGUUUCAAUCAUGGCUGCAUGAUAACCGUGCCGCUGGCGGUGGUGUCCGCUGGCGGUGGUGUCCGCUGGCGGUGGUGUCCGCUGGCGGUGGUGGCCGCUGGCGGUGGUGGCCGCUGGCGGUGGUGGCCGCUGGCGGUGGUGGCCGCUGGCGGUGGUGGCCGCUGGCGGUGGUGGCCGCUGGCGGUGGUGGCCGCUGGCGGUGGUGGCCGCUGGCGGUGGUGGCCGCUGGCGGUGGUGGCCGCUGGCGGUGGUGGCCGCUGGCGGUGGUGCCCGCUGGCGGUGGUACCGUAUCCCCUUCCAGCUAG
Closterium sp. Yama58-4 is the source of this 897-nucleotide messenger RNA. Lineage: Eukaryota; Viridiplantae; Streptophyta; Zygnematophyceae; Desmidiales; Closteriaceae. The record is from the annotation of a GenBank genome assembly.